Messenger RNA from Aspergillus oryzae RIB40, 609 nucleotides. RefSeq lists its product as uncharacterized. The transcript is spliced from 2 exons. Lineage: Eukaryota; Fungi; Ascomycota; Eurotiomycetes; Eurotiales; Aspergillaceae. The record is from RefSeq and is a predicted model, not a curated record. Bases 1 to 609 code for a protein of 202 amino acids.
AUGGCUCAGAAGGGUCUCUGUUGGAAAGAAGACGAAAUGGGCGAGCUUGUCCAUACAGGGACAAGCUCGCCCGAUAUCUCUGUCAUCAGAUCCCUCGCAAUGAAGCAUCUGCCCGGAAGCUAUGAUACUAUGGAUGUUGCAUUUUUCGCGGAAGGUUCCUUCAAUAAGUUAUACUGCGUCUCUUCGCCACACCUUCCACAGGACUACCUCAUACGUGUCGCAUUGCCGGUGGACCCCUUUUUUAAUAGGGAGAGCGAGGUCGCUACGCUUGCAUACAUCCGCAAAUACACAUCGAUCCCUGUGCCCAAGGUACUAGCAUUUUGUUCAUCAUCAGAGAGCGAGCUUGGGUUUGAAUGGAUUCUGAUGGAGAAGAUUGGGGGUGUUCCCUUGUCAGAUAUUUGGGACGAGAUGCCAGUUGAGGCAAAGGAAAGCUUGCCUACAGAGAUCUGUGGAUACCUCAAAAGUCACCAGGAUCUUCAAUUUAUAAAAAUUGGGAGUCUUUAUUUUUCUUUAGUUAGGGAACGAGUCGGCACUAGAGACUUCGGUGAGACAAGCGCCUAUCCCUCUCUGCCGAUCGUGGUCCUUUCCCAUCUUCACAUCAAUUCAUGA